AUGAGCCGCUUCUGCUCGGACAACAACAACUUUCCGUAUGACAACAACAUCCUCGUGCUGGACAUGGUGUUGGGCUCUCUGUGGGGAGUGCCCCAGCCCAUAAACUGGGACAACGUAGCCAAACUUGUGCCGGGAUUUACUCCCAAGGAGUGUGCCCUUCGGUUUGAGGAGCUGAAGAGCACGGGGGGCUUACCUCACGUCGACCACCAGUGUAACGCUCUGACGGAAGGAGGCAGCUCCCCUUCGGACGCUCCGUCCUCCCUGUUGGACUCCGGAGAUGCGGUUACAAACGAGGGAGGCGGCCAGAGCUGUGGCAAAGUCUCAGGCUCCAAGUCCUUUCCCUCCGGAAGAGGAAGUUCCUUUGAGAAGAAAGAGAAAAGAGCUUCAGUGGAGGAAGACGAAAAACCCCAGAAGCCACGAGAUCCCAACAUGGUGAUCCAUGUGUGUGACGAGACCAAGAACCUAAAGCAGGACUUCACGUGCCCAAGAGAUCUCCUGGUCAAAGAGAUGCGCUACUUCGCCGAGUAUCUGUCGGUCGACCAACAGAGGUGGGAAGAAGUGGACAUCUCGGUCCACUGCGACGUGCAGAUCUUCGACUGGCUUAUGAACUACGUCAGGAGGAACUCGGCCGGAGAGGGGAACAAGGAAAAACCCCGCCUGGAGCCCAGCAAUGUGAUCUCAAUCCUGAUCUCCUCCGAGUUCUUGAAGAUGGAAACGUUAGUGGAGGAGUGUAUCCAAUACUGUCACAAACACAUGAGCGCCAUAGUGGCCACCCCCUGUAACAUGAACUGCAUCAACAGCAACCUGGCAACACGCAUCGCCGAACUCUUCAACCACAACGAGGCUGACGACAUAAGGGACAAAAAGGACAAAUUUAAAAGUAAACUCUUCCAAAAGAAAAUUGAACGUCUGUUCGAUCCAAACUACCAGAGCAGAGAUUCCCCUGGAAACGCCUCCACUCUCUACAGGUGUGGUCUGUGCCUUAAGCUGCUGACCAAAGACACAGAGAGGAAGGUGUCCUGCGUCCCGGGGAAAAUCAACAUCGAUGUCCGAGGAGAGAUCAUCUACACGCACGUUAGGAUCUGGGGCACCAUCAACCACCUCACCUGCUCCCGAUGCCAGCAGGUCAGAAACAAAAAAGAAAAGCGUCCCGACGACUCGACAGAUUCGACGACGGGAGAUAGGACCCCCUUUGAGCCAGGCGAGGAACCGGGGCGUGGCUUUGUGUUCGUGUGCGCCGAGCUGACCCACUGCCAGUACCACCCGGACGGCGUGCUGUACCCCGGCAUGGGCGCCGAGCGGGGCUGGCACGGCGCCGGGAUGCAUCCCUGCUGCAGGCAGAGGGUCCUGCGCUUCGACCCCACCGGAAUACCCAAGAAGGCCAAAAAGGCCCACAGACCCCUGAAGAAACAGCUGUCCUCUCCCAACUUUCAACGCAAGGACAAAUCUGAGAAAUCACAAAGCAGGGACAAUACACCUUUUACGGUCAGCAUCCAGAAGAGCAAAUGGGACAGCUCCCGCUCCAUGCGCUACAACCAGGACGCUCAGAGAGAAGAAGACCAGCGCCGCAUGGUGGAGGUCAUCGGCCACCUGACCAAGAUGAGGUUCGGAGACCAGGAGCACAGCAAAGCCAAGGACACAAAAGAGCCCGUGGGAGGGAUCUACGCCCGCCUGGAGGCGCAGUUUAAGAGCACCUCGCAGCCCAGGCAGGCAGCAGAGAAGACCCCCCGGUCUAAAACUCGCUACGCUCAGAUCCGGACCACAUAA
This is a messenger RNA of Menidia menidia (Atlantic silverside), 1767 nucleotides long. Lineage: Eukaryota; Metazoa; Chordata; Actinopteri; Atheriniformes; Atherinopsidae. The record is from the annotation of a GenBank genome assembly.